AUGUUAAAUAAAACUUGUUCUCAGUUUGAAUGGAUUUCUUAUGAUAAAAUUGAUGAAGUAAUGGAUCGAAUUAAUUCUGUAAAUAGUGCUAAUUGUUUUCAAAAACAACCAAGUGAAUUGGUAUUACCUGAAGAAGCUGUUUAUCAAAAACCGUCAAUUGAAAUGCUUAAAAAAGAUAUUAUUAUGAGAAAUCGAACACAAUUAUUACAUGUACGAAAUAUUGCUCAUCGAAAUGCUCUUUUAUACAGUUAUUUAUUUCAACGUUUAUUCGAUUUUGAAGAACCUGGUUUAACAUAUAUACUUUUACAUAAUGCUGCCGAUAUAACUGGUGGUCGAGGUAUGAUAAAUGGUUCAGGAAUCUUUUUUGAUCAAGAUAAAUAUUAUCCGCAUUGGUAUAAAAAUUAUUUCAAUAAAACACUUCCAUUAUUUGGUCCGUAUGCUUGGCGAGCAGAUGAUUUCUAUGAUGCAUUUAAUUGGAAACAUGAAUGGACAAAUCAUACUAUUCAAGAAGAAGAUAUUGGUGCAGGUCGUAAUCAUCAUUAUACAUCACGAUAUAAUCGUGCUAAUGAAUGGUAUAGUAAAUGGUUACCUGAUCAAACACGAAAUGAUCAAGGACGAGAAGUUCGCCCUUAUAGUUUUAUAAUACCUCCACCUUAUUUGGCUGUUAACAACGACGACGAUGAAACGGAAAAAAAUGAAUGGAAAAUAAUUGAUGAGAAAAGAAAUGAUACUGAUGAUGAAGAUUAUAAUGAUGAUGAUACAACCAAAAAACGUAAACCUGUACAUUCAGUUCAAUUAUUGUUAGCAGAAAGAAUGUAUAAACUUCGUGAUGAACCACAAAAUUUUGAAUUUUAUGGACCACCACAUCCCGAAGAUCCACAAGGUCCUACACUUUGGACACGUCCAUAUUUUGAUUGUGGUCGAUCAAAUAAAUGGGUAAUAAGUGCUGUUUCACCUAUUGUUGAUAUAUAUCCACGACAUACAGAAUUUCGACAUUUACAAGCUAUGAAAAAUUUGGCUGUUGCUGUAGCAGAAAUUGAUUUUAUUAUGAUGGAUAUAAAUCAAUGUGCUGAAACAAAUGCACAAUCCAAUGAUCCACAAUCAAAACAUGCUAAUCUAUUUGCUGGAACAGAUAAAUGUAAACCAACAACACGUUGUGAACCAUUAAUAGGUUUUGGAUUUCGUCGUGGUGGUUAUCAAUGUCUUUGUCAACCAGGUUAUCGUUAUCCGCCAUAUCAAGAUGGACCAUUUAAAGGUUAUAUUAUCGAAAAAGCAACACAAGAAGAAUAUGUAAAUAAUUUUGAUUGUCUUAAAGUUGAAUUAUAUCAACAAAUCCCACAAAACUUCUAUCAAGCUAAUAUUGAAUUAUUUGCAAUGCGUGCACGUCGGUCAAUUGAUAACAAUAAUGAUAAUAUAUCAAAUGAAACAGUCUAUACUGAUUACAAUAAAGAUUCUAUUCCAUCAUUAAUUGAAUCUGUUCCAAAAAUAAAUCUAAUCGCAACAUUAUCAUCUUCAACUUCCUCUUUAUUUAAAUCGUCUGUUGAUCAAUUUGCUUCAUUUUCUAGUAAACUUAUUACAGGUUUUAAUAAUACUACGCAACCGGAAGAUCAUAUUAAAAAAACUCGUUCAAAACGUUUUGCAUAUGAAUAUCCAACACGUAUUGGAUCGAUAAUGCAACUGUAUGAUCAUCUUAAUCAUGAUCCAAAUUUAUGUGAAUUAAUGACUGAAGAUGACUUAACUAUGCCAGGUGAUGUUUUAAAUGAUGUUGAUAUUCAAUUUGAAUCUCAAGCACGUUUAGCAUUAACAUUAUCACAUUUUCUGUCGAGUUUCUAUCAAAUUGUUAAUCCUGCUGAAGAUUUUCCAUUACGUAAAGCUGAACUUGAAUUAACUGAUGAACAAUUAAUUGGUGAAGUUUUAGCUGCAGCAGGUGGUGAUUAUAAAGUUGUUGGUGUUGGAAUAUAUUUUGAUCGUGGGAAAUUUCCAAAUUAUCGUUUACCUUUUUUUGGACCUUAUGCAUAUAGAUCAGAAAAUGAUAUAAGUCGAAAAUAUACUGUUGUUGAUUGGGCAGGUUUACCUGAUGGUUAUGAAAAUGAAAUUUGGUUUCGAACAAUGAAAGCGCGAUGGGGAACCAACGCUGAUCGUUCAGAAUUAACUGAAUUUUGGUUAAAAUUAUUUAUUCGAUCAGAUUAUAUUGGUAAUGCAUUAGUACAUCAUGAAUCUGGUUUCCCACUUUAUUCUUAUGCACCAGAAUUAAAACAUGGUCAAUGGUUUCCACCAACAUUUCAAUGUAGUAGAAAUUAUACAUUACCACGUCAAUGGAUUGUUACUUAUGCAGUUCCGUUUUUUGGUUUAGAUACACUUGGAAUUAAUCUUGAAUUCAAAGGUGUAGUACGAGUUGAUGCAUAUCUUAACUAUUUGGAUAUAAAUCAAUGUUCAAUGCCUCAUUAUGUACCGAAUGCAUUUAAAGGCAGUGAUCGUUGUGAUUAUCAAAGCACAGUAUGUGAACCAAUAUUUGGUCGAGGUUUUCGUUUAGGUAAAUAUAAAUGUCGCUGUCGACCUGGCUAUGAAUAUCCAUUUAUUGAUCAAAAUGAUUUUUUUAAUGGUGAUGCUAUGGAUAUACAAUGGGAUCUAUUAAUGAGUAAUAAUUCUCAUAUUUCACGAUUUGAUCAACUUAAAUGUCGUAUUGCUAUGGCUAAUUCAAUAAAAUCAUUAAAUUGGAUUAUUUCAGUAUUAACAGUGUUUUGUACAAUGGUGCUCAAUCAAUAA
This is a messenger RNA of Adineta steineri, 2766 nucleotides long. Lineage: Eukaryota; Metazoa; Rotifera; Eurotatoria; Adinetida; Adinetidae. The record is from the annotation of a GenBank genome assembly.